AGUCGAUGAGUGGCAAUGGCUACAUCUGCGGCACCAACUACAACAACCUCGUCCGUUUUCUCGUUGGGAAUGUCGGACACCACUGGACAGUCCGUUUCCAGUACAACGAGGUCCGGGGCCAGUCAGAUGGCGGGCUUGCAGUCCAACUCGCCGCCUCCACGCACCAGGGAGCAAAUGGAGCUCCAACAAGUAGAGCGGAUCCGCUUAAGGCUAGAGGAGGAACUUAAGAAAGCUACCGACAGGGAGAAUGAGAUCAGAAAUAGAAGUAUCAGACUAGAGAGUAAAGAGGCAAACAAAGCUGCAUUAGAGAGGUUAGAUGACUCGGCCCUCAAAGACACCGCAAGGAUUCUUAAGGCGAGCAUCCUAUCCAUGCACGCACACAUGGACAACAAACUGGACGUUAUCCAGGACACCUUGGACCAGAUCCUGAACGCCAUGCACAGCCCAGGAGUCAGGCCAGCAGCUUUGCCAUUGCUGCCAUUCUCAACGAUGACAUGCCCUUAUCUGCCUCAGUCUGGUACCACACCAAGCGGUAUAUCAGCAGCAGUAGCACAGACUGCUGCUUCUUCAUCUUCUGGUCCAGCGGCUGGAGCUACACCACAGCCGCCACCUAUCCCACCAGCGGGACAGCAACAGCCUUGGUACCCCAAGACCCCACUGAAACCACCUCCAACCUUCUCAGGAGACAAGAAGGAUGAGGCUCUCGACACUUGGUUGAGAACGAUGCCAGUGUGGGUGAGGGCGAAGAGGACAUUGGUGGAGGAGGAAGUGAUAACUGUUGCUUCCUAUUUAGAGGGAUCAGCAGCUAACUGGCUAAAUGGAUUGGUGGCCUCAAAGGGAUUCGGCAGGAACAUGGAGUUCAUCCCUUUGCCAGGAGAAGCCAGAGUUCCUGCCAUACAUGCAGCAUUUGCUGACAGGUCAGACAAAGAAUGCCAGUUCAGCUACAACUCGUCAUUGGGGGUAACAAUCUCCACAGUGAACCCAGGCGAAGGACGAGUUGGUGACAUGUUUGUGAUUUCAGGGUCGGGAUUCUCUGCUGUUCCCAGUGAGAAUGAGGUGUUGAUUGGCAGUGCUGCCGCAGAGGUGCUGGGAGCAAAUUUUACAAAUAUCAUUGCAAAGCUGUCACCCGAUGCAAAGGGAGGUCCAUCAAGUGUGAUUGUUACUGUGAAUGGACGGGGGGUUGCUGUCAACAGCGGAUCACCUUCCAAUACCCGAGUGUAUGCACAAGUGCUGUCUGUGACAGAUGUGCAGCCUCGGUCCGUUUCAGCUCAAGGAAACACCAUGGUCACGGUUUCAGGUGUUGGCUUUGACUCUUCACCACCUGAGAAGAUCUCAGUUAAGAUAAACAAUGUCACCUGUGGGGUGUUGCCUUCAACUGUUGUUCGGACCUCAAUGGUUUGCAUCUCUGGUCCAACAAUUCCGACCACAUCUGCAGUGCUUGAAAUUUCCAUGCAGUUUGUCUCAGGGGAACCAGAAGUGGCGAGCUUUUCGUCUAUGUCAGUUGUGAGCUCUGCAGUGCCUUGGAUCAGCAAUUUUGGGCCUCCUUCGCUUAGGGCAGCUUGGCCAGACAAACUGACUAUCUCGGGAGGUGGGUUCGGCUCAAUUGAUUCCACCAUUGUUCAGAUUGAGGAGUAUCCCUGUGGGAUUGAAACAAUUACAAGUAACCAGAUCGUCUGUCAACCUGCUAUCAUCAAGCCUGGCAGCUACAAUGUCAUGGUUACACUGAAGACGCCUGAUGGAACCAUCACUACUCGAUCAAAUUCCAGAGUAGAAUGUUUUUUUGAAUUUUUGCUCUCUGAGGAUAGAAAGGACUUGGCGGAGAUGUUGAAGGUGGGACUCGAAGGUGAGGCUAUAGACAGGGAUAUCAUCGAGGUAAACAACGACACAAACUUCGAGGAGGUCACGGAAGAUGUGGUUCAUGGUGGAUUGGAAUGUGGCGGGGGCGUUGGUGAGUCCGAAGGGCAUCACAAGGAACUCGUACUGCCCAAAGCGAGAACGGAAUGCGGUCUUGUGAGUGUCCUCCUCGCGAAUGCAGAUCUGGUGGAAGUCACUGCGGAGGUUAAUUUUGGUAAAAUAUCUGGCUCCACGGAGGCGAUCAAGAAGCUUGGAGAUCUGAGAUAUGUCAUCAUGCGAAAACGAGCCGCGAGGUCAAUGGUGGCAUCGGGUGCUGGUGUUUGCUCGCCUGCGAGGUUGCGGGCGAUGCUGUCGACGGGGUCGGUGCGGAUGCCAGACAUAUCAAUGCUGGAUAAUUGGGCCAUGGUGGGGGAGGGAGCAGUGGUAGCGGAGGCUAAGGAGCUAGCAGCAGAUGAGGUGGAGGCCGCGGCGGCAGCGGCGGCUUCGGCGGCUGCGCUUUGAGAGUUCCUGAUUGAGCGUGGCAUGCCCCGGGGGGGGGGGGGGGGGGAGUUCCUAUUUACAAGAGCAUCAAAAGAAGAUUAAAAAAAUUGCAAAAUUAAAGUGGAUUAAUUCCGAUUCGAAUUAAUUAAUGUUAUUCAAGGUUAAUUCCAGAACACACCUUGGGAAGAAAUUCAAGAAGAAUCUUGCAAAACGAAAAUUUCCGAAAAAUUUUGCUGAAAAUAUGGAAAAAGGGAAAAGCAGAUAAUUAAUUUCGAAGAAAAAUAAAUUCCGAUUUGGGUUUAAUUUUUCGAAAUUAAUUUUGGGGUAUGGUUUUGCAAGAACGUGAAAAUUUUGAGAAAGGAUUUAAAUAAUGCUAAAAUAUCGCCGAGUUUUAAGAAAGGAAAAAAAAGAAUUGAUCACAUGGCGUUUUCAAAUUUCAAGAAAUUUUUAAAAAAUAAAAAAGUGGAAUUUUAUGAAUUAAGAUAUUCAAGAAAGAGAAUUAAUUAAAAUUAUUUUUGAAUUUCAAAAAAGAAAUAUCGAAAAAGAAUUUAAUUAAUUCCAACGUAUUUCAAAAUUUUCAAAAAAGAAUGAAUUAAAACUAGUUUC
This is a messenger RNA of Chara braunii, 2940 nucleotides long. The record is from the annotation of a GenBank genome assembly. NCBI's taxonomy places the organism in Eukaryota, Viridiplantae, Streptophyta, Charophyceae, Charales, Characeae.